This is a messenger RNA of Tilletiopsis washingtonensis, 1692 nucleotides long. RefSeq lists its product as hypothetical. Bases 1 to 1692 code for a protein of 563 amino acids. Lineage: Eukaryota; Fungi; Basidiomycota; Exobasidiomycetes; Entylomatales. The record is from RefSeq and is a predicted model, not a curated record. The transcript is spliced from 4 exons.
AUGGAUCCCGUGCCCUCGCCUCUGCAGGCAGCCGCCAACGCGCAGCAGCGCCGCAUGCAGCACCCGUCCGGCACCGCCGGCAGCACGCCCUCGUACGGCGGCGCCCACCAGAGCCACGCCUACGGCACCCAGGACACGGCUGGCCACCAGCAGUUCUUCAACCCGGCCGUGAUGACCGGCAUGGACGCUCACUCGCGCAACAUGAGCAUGGACAGCGCCGGCAGCAGCUCGCACUACAUGCACCUGCCGCCCAUCGCCGGUAGCUACGGCUCGCACGCGUCGACGGGCGCUGCGGCUGCCGCCGGCACCGACGCGUCGCACCACUCGUACGACGGCCAGCACCGCUCGCCGCGCAUGGUCGGCCACAGCCCGCAGAUGUACGGCGGCGCCGCCGGCACGGCCGCCGCGGGCUCGCACCCGUACGGCCAGAACGCGUACGCCAGCCAGUACGGCCAGAGCUACCAGCAGCCCGGCUACUACGGCCACCACGGCCAGCAGCACCUCGCGGCGCACCAGCAGCACCAGUAUGGCGCACACGCGGGCUACCCGGGCGCCCAGCAGCACCCGUACGGCCAUCAGCAGGCGGCGCACCACGCCGGCGCGUACGGCCACUACCCGCAGGUCGGCGCCGGCAUGCACAACGUCGGCACGCUCGGACAGGCUGGCGCCGCUCCGGCUGCGGCCUCGCCCGCUGCUGCCGUGACGGCACCGGCUGCCACGACGGCGCGUGCCGAGACGGCGAGCUCUGCGGGCCCGUCGCGCUCCAAGGGAACCAAGAAGGCCGCCAAGGAGAAGGAGCCCAAGGCGCCGGCCGCCGAGAAGCCCGCCAAGGGCGCGGCCAAGUCGAAGCGCGCUGCGCCGUACGAGGUCCCGGCCCCGGCUCCGGCCGCUGCGCCCGCGAAGAAGGCCAAGAAGGAGAAGGAGGAGAAGCCCGCCAAGCCCGCUGUGCUGCGCUCGAAGCUCAAGCCGCCGAAGCAGGCGCCGUCGGCGUGGCAGGUCUACUUUACCGAGGAGCUGCAGAAGAUGAAAGUCAACCAGCCUGGCGAGCGCCUCAACGUCGCGCACGUCGCCAAGGACGCCGGCCAGCGCUACGCUGCGCUGCCCGACUCGGCCAAGAAGCGGUUCCAGGAGCGGUCGCUCGAGCUCAAGGCCGAGUGGGAGAAGGACAUGGAGGCGUGGCGUGAGACCCUCACGCCCGAGGACAUCAAGCAGGAGAACGCAUUCCGCACGGCGCAGCGCAAGGCAGGCAAGAGCCGCAAGGGCAACCUCAAGGACCCGCACGCGCCCAAGAAGCCGCUCAGUGCCUACUUCCUCUUCCUGCGUGCCAUCCGUGCCGACCCGGCCAUGAUGCAGCAGGUCUUCGAGGGCGAGUCGGAGACGACGAAGCAGAGCGUGCUCGCUGCUGCCAAGUGGCGCAGUCUCUCCGAGACGGAGAAGCAGCCCUACCUCGAGCGCGCCGAUGCCGACAAGGCCGAGUACGAGCGCCAGCGUCGCGAGUACGAGACGACGCACGGCAUCGAGCCGGCAGCCAAGACGAAGCGCGGCGGCGGCACCAAGCGUGCCUCGACGGCCACGUCGGGCGACGACGACGAUGAGGACGACCACAUGGGCGCCAUGGCUGACCCGUCGGACUUCAAGAUCGAUGGCUUCGGCGACGGCUUCCCGGAGGAGCCGUUCAAGGUCGACGCCUGA